GAUGGUCGUUGGCGCUCUCUCUAUGGGAUCCUGAAAGCGAAUCUGUUGUUCUUGUUCGGCCAACAGACGGAUGUUGGCAUCGAAGCGCCGAGUAUAAUUUUGAUACUGGAAGAUUGCUACAUAGAAUUGUGUGAUGAUAACGCAACUGGACACUUGUAUUCCUUCCAAGUGGUGCUAAAAACGACCGGAAGAACGUUCACAUUUGCUGCAGAUGGUUUCAAAGCUCUGGAAAGGUGGAUCUCUUCAUUAACUGUUGCCUCGGUGGAAUAUAUUAACAUCACAAAGCAGUCGUUCUUGGAACAGAUAGCAGCUGCCGGUGAUGCAAAAAAGACGAAUGAUUAA
Gongylonema pulchrum is the source of this 342-nucleotide messenger RNA. NCBI's taxonomy places the organism in Eukaryota, Metazoa, Nematoda, Chromadorea, Rhabditida, Gongylonematidae. The record is from the annotation of a GenBank genome assembly.